AUGGAUUCAAGCAUAGAUCCAGAGGUGUCGAAGUGCCAAUUCGAUAAUGGUGCUAAAUUUAUAGGGGAAGAUAAUAUUAAUGAUGUUGAUAGUUCAUCCAAAGGCAACAACAUCGUAAGCACUUUACAAGACGAUGAAAGCGAGCCGUUGCCAAAAUCUUCAAGUACAGCAGAGGCAGCUUUGUCUUUGUUGAAUGACUUGCGUCAGCGAGAACAAGAAGACGAUCUGAAUGACUCCUCAUCGGCUUCACCAGCUAAUUACUUGGAAACGUCACAAAAGAUGGAUAUGUCAAAGCCUGAAAUGAAGCUUUAUCAAUAUGACCCGGAUGAGAAGCCGUUGCGUCUCGGCCGUCCGCGCAAAAACAUGUCAAAGCCUGUUUCGCCUCCUGAGACACAUUCGAAUAAAAAUUACAACAAAGCUAUAAUGUCAAAAUUUAGAUUCGACUCUUUACCUGUUGAAGGUCCUGGGUCUCGUGGUGGUAAAAAUUCGAGAAAGCAGACACGUGGAAAGAUUACGCAAGACGCAAUACGGAAGCGACAACAAUCUGUGCUCAAUUUUUCUGUAGUGAAAGAACCCUCAAGUGAAGAUGCUACGUCAGAACAGAAAAAUGUCAGCAAUGACAACAAUAAUGGGAAAGACUUGGUUAAGUUGACAGUAAAGGCACCGCAGGAAAGAUCUCAACUGCCAUCUUUCACUCCCGAACCAAAGAGACAGAAAUUGGGUGAAACACAUGCUGUCACGCAUGUACGAAGAACAUUGGCAAAACGAAACCCUAAAGCUUUGCCAUCCCCAUUAAUCCCAAUAAGCUUUGUAGAAGACUUCUUGGUGCACAAUGACGAGAGCCGAUUGACCAGUACAACUCAAUUGGCAUUGCGGUAUCCAAUACAAAAAGCACCGUAUGCAAAUGACAUCAUUUACUUGAUUUCGUUCUUGACCAAGUUCAGGGAUAUCAUACUGGUCCAAAAUUUAGGUCCCAAAAGUUUUGAAUCCGGGUUGAGUCUACCUGCUCUUCGAGAUCAUGUUGAGAGUACAAGAUAUGCAUUGAAGAAUAAACCGAUUCAAAAUGAAAGUGAUUAUGAUGUGUCAUAUGUGUCUCCUGAAAUGGAUAAUUUGUUCAAAAAGUUGCUCACAUUGGUGUUGAACCGGAAAAAGGACGUUGUUUCUGCGUCAAGUGCGAUACAGGAGCUUAAACCACAAAGUGCGAAAUUGGGUCUACCGAAAGAAUGGAAGGUAUAUAGCCCAAUUGAAGAUGAAGUCUACGACGCAGGUGAGCCAGUAGAUCCAAACCAGCCAGAGAUAUUGGUUACUGAAUUCCCCAAGGAAUCGGAUUUCGUAAUCACAUUCAAUCCAUUCUACAACAAUGAGUUUGAAGCAAAUGGGUUGCGCGGAUUGAGUAAUCCUUUGGACAGGUUACUCAUACUUAAAACUUUGGCUCAGUGGUCCUUAUCAACAUCUGAUGCAAUAAAGAAUUUCAUUUCGCAAAACGUACUAAAUCAAGAAUUACCUGGUGAGAAGGAUACCUAUUACGCUUCAAGAGCACUCUUGUUUGGCUUUGAAAAUUGUCACCAAGCUAAAUUGAAAGCUAAUGCAAGGCUAUCGAAAAUGAAAUCAACUGAGGAGGAUUUGAAAUAUGUCGAUCCUACAUCGAAUCCGACUGUGCAUUCUAUGAAUCUUAGAUUGGUUGAUCAUCUUGUGGGUGACUUGGGGUUUUAUGCUGGUAGAUUUUAUCUUUGUCGAAUGGCUGAUGGAGAAAAUGGUGGUCUUGCUUCAGUUAAGAAGAUGAGCAGUGUACUAAAAGGUCAAGAUGUUGGAUUAGGUACCGUGGCGCCCUCUGAUUUCAAACUAUAUGUUCAAGAUACCCAUCUGGUUUUAACUGGCGCGUUGCAAGCUGAAGGGGUUGAAUUUGACGACGAUGGAAGCGAGGUGAAGAACUCAACAUAUCGAAGCUUUGAUGAUUGUGAACACUGGUAUGAGGUUGCAUCUAAUGCUAAUGAGUUGAAGGACUUUAUUGACUUUUUGGAACUACUGAUGGAGGAUACCAAGAGGCAUAGCACUGAUCUAUACUUUUCGAUUCAACGUUUACAUGACUAUUUGUCGAAAUUAUAUCCAUUGCUUCAAAGACAGGAAAGUUUGGAAACUACAUCCAGACAGAAAAGGAAAAAAACAAUUGAUUAUAGUGACACACGUGCUGCAGCAAAAUACGAUGAUGCUUUUGGCGAAAUGGCCGAUGAAGGAUUAGGAGAUAACAGGUACGACGAUGACAAUUAUAUAGACGAUGGCGGACAAGAUGUUAAUGAUUCAGAGGAUGAUGACGAGUAUGUUGAUUGA
Lodderomyces parapsilosis is the source of this 2328-nucleotide messenger RNA. RefSeq lists its product as uncharacterized. The transcript has a single exon. The record is from RefSeq and is a predicted model, not a curated record. NCBI's taxonomy places the organism in Eukaryota, Fungi, Ascomycota, Pichiomycetes, Serinales, Debaryomycetaceae. Bases 1 to 2328 code for a protein of 775 amino acids.